GCCCGGGCGUCUGGCGAGGCGCGCGCCUCCGGGCCCCCACUCGGCCGCGUCGCGGCUCCCAGCCGCCGCCUGUCUUUUUCAGACGAACAGGGGCGGGGACCGGGUGGCACCUACCAGCAUCUGCGAACUGAACCGCCGAAGACCACAAUCCAACAGGGUGGGCGCCCUAGGGUCACCUGCGCGGAGGGUCCUAGCAGAGCCCGGGAGGCGGAAGGCGGUGCCGCCGCGACUCGACAGCGCGUCCCAGCACUUGGGGUUCGCUCCCACCGCACUCUGAAAAAAAACUGAAGGAGCUUGGUUCCCAGAGCCGGCUGGGUCUGUGGAGACGCUGCCAGAAUCCUCAACAGCUUGGAUCCCUGACAGUUGGAGGAACUGACAGCUGGCUGACAGAAAACGCAUCCAGCGGGAGAAAAGGCAUAAGUGAAGUAUGAAAUUUUGAAUAAUGUUUUCAGAUGCUUUGCAUUCAGAAUAGACCUCUGGGUUGGGACCCACGCUGUCAGCCAGUCCUAAAAUUCCUAAGUUCCUGAGUUGCAGGUAUUGAUUUCUGACUUUUGAAGAUGGAUGAAGGUGUAGAAAUUUCAAGUGAUGGAAAUUCCCUGAUAAAAGCAGUCCAUCUGAGCCGGCUUCGCCUCACAAGACUCCUGCUAGAAGGCGGCGCCUACAUCAAUGAGAGCAAUGACCGUGGGGAAACACCUUUAAUGAUCGCCUGUAAGACCAAACAUGUGGAUCACCAGAGUGUCAGUAAAGCCAAAAUGGUUAAAUACCUGUUAGAAAACAAUGCUGAUCCCAACAUACAGGACAAGUCUGGGAAAACCGCUUUGAUGCAUGCUUGCUUAGAGAAAGCUGGCCCUGAAGUUGUUUCCUUGCUCCUACAGAGUGGGGCCGACCUCAGCUUGCAAGACCAUUCUAGUUACUCAGCCCUUGUUUAUGCUCUCAAUUCAGAAGAUAAAGAGACCCUGAAAGUUCUACUUAGUGCUUGCAAGGCUAAAGGAAAAGAGGUCAUUAUCAUAACAACAGCGAAAUCGCCCUCUGGCAGGCACACUACCCAGCAGUACUUAAAUAUGCCUCCUUCGGAUAUAGAUGGGUGUCAUUCCCAAGCCACCUGUGUCACCCCUUCAGAAAUAGACAUAAAAACAGUCUCGAUGCCACUUUCACAUUCUUCUGAAACUGAUAUGAGAGUUUUUGGCUUUAAUGAUGUGGAGUUCUUGGGAAGCUGUGAUGAUUCCCGGGACUUGGGCUCUCCUGUGAGGAAGCCUGCUGUGGCCCUUAAUGGGCCCAAGCCACCCUGGGUCAAGAGUCCCCCCUCAUUAAUGAACAGAGUGGCCUCUUUGCAAGAGGAGCUCCAGGAUAUUACCCCAGAGGAAGAAUUAUCCUACAAAACCAAUGGGCUGGCACUUUCCAAGCGGUUCAUCACUAGGCACCAAAGUAUUGACAUAAAAGACACGGCACAUUUGCUAAGAGCCUUUGAUCAGGCCAGCUCAAGAAAGACGUCAUAUGAUGAAAUGAAUUAUCAGUCAUGCUUUUCAGAAGGAAAUCAGCAAUGCAUUGAAAUCCCUAUUGACCAGGACCCGGACUCUAACCAGACAGUAUUUGCUUCCACCUUAAGAAGUAUAGUUCAAAAAAGAAACUCAGGGGCAAACCACUACAGCUCCGAUUCCCAGCUCUCAGCUGGUCUAAUCCCUACAACUUCAGAGGAUGGCAAAGCACUUACCGGAAAGAAAAAGAUCCUCUCACCAACUCCUUCCUUGUUGUCAGGGUCCAAAGACUUGUCGGAGACUAUCCCCCCAGGCCCCCUGAGCAGGAGGAACCAUGCAGUGUUAGAAAGGCGUGGGUCAGGAGCCUUCCCUUCAGAUCACAGUUUUCCCCAAACCAGACCAGGAUUUCUGCCACCCUUAAAUGUGAGUCCUCACCCUCCCAUCACAGAUGUCAGUGUCACCAAGAUUCCCAGCCUUCUUUCUUGUGGUCAAAAAGUGCUUAUGCCAACAGUACCUAUUUUCCCUAAAAGUAAAAAAAUGUUAAGGAGACAGUCAUUGCAAACAGAACAAAUCAAGCAGUUAGUAAAUUUUUAAGAGAUGGCUGGAAAACGUAUUUUGUUCAUAUGUCUUUAUCAGAGAAAUAUACAACUAGAGAAGAAAUCUCAAAUGUUCAUCCUUUUAAAUACUGUAAUUGGUUAGUCCAUAAUGAUUAGGGGGAUCAACAUGUGUGUCAUAUGAGACACUGUGGACACAAAUACUCUAGAGUUUCCGGUUAGGGAAUUCUCUCAAAGUUACAAGUAUUUUUCUCAAAAGUUAAAAGUAUUUUUCUCUAACGUAUUUCUCCCCCCUCUCUCCCUUCCACUUUCUCUGAAAAGCAAAGGAAAAUAUAUGCUCCAUUAUUUGGAUGAAGAUUAACUAAAAAAAACCCCAAAAAAGUCUAAAAGAAAAUACUGACAGCUAUGAAAUGUUCUAUGAUCUAUCAGCUUAAACUACAAAAAAAGGAUGAACUGAUUCUUUAAAAAUGUUGCCCAGGCCGGCGUGGCUCAGUGUAUGAGCAUCGACCUAUAAACCAGGAGGUCAUGGUUCCAUUCCCAAUCAGGGCACACGCCCAGGUUGCAGGCUCCAUCCCCAAUGUGGGGUGUGCAGGAGGCAGCCAAUCAAUGAUUCUCUCUCAUUGAUGUUUCUCUUCCUCUCUCUGAAAUCAAUAAAAUAUAAUGUUGACUGCAGGUAGAUGAAAAUCUAGUUAAAAUUUUAAUGGUCAAUCAUUAUAGUAGACAGAGAAACUAAUGUUCCUGUUGUUAGCUUAAUCAGUGUUAAAUGGUAGGUAAGUUUUACGUGGUAGUAAUAAUCUAUGCCAAGUGUUUGUGUGCUGUUUUUUGCUUUGCUUUGUUUUUUUUAAACAUUUAAACAAAAAUGUAAUGGAAUUCUUCAUUUUCCAUACCUUUAAUUCCUGUUAAUUUUUUUGAAGUUUAUCCAUACGCUCCCAAUGAAAAUAUAUUUUAAAGUUAAAAAACAUUCCUCUUUACUUAUUUUUGUCUUUCUAAAAACAAUCCCAAAAAUAUCCCAAAAGUUUGAGGUUCAUCACAAAUAGAAACUAACUGCUUGCUUUAUUUUAUUAAAAAAGAAAAAGAAAAAAAGAAACCACCUGAUUAUUAGCUUAGGUGAGCUAAAGUUAAGAAAGUCAGUAGAAACUUAAUUACAAAAUGUACUAAGUAGUCAAUAUUAAACAAUGUCUUUAUUUCUAAUAUAUAAUUAUUAGACAUUUCUAUAAUAAGGAUGUAUAAGGAUAAUUUCCUUAGUAUGACAUUCCAAAAAUGUAGUAUUGUAUGACCUGCGAAUACUGUGAAUAAUUUUUAACAAAAUAAAUGAAAACCAUGCUACUAUUAUAAAAUGACUACAUUAUCUAUAAAAUUUCAAAAUAUGGUGUUUAUACAAAAAAAUCUUUAUUUCAAUCUAGCGGUUUACAGCACAGAAUAAAUCAAACUAUACAGAACCUGAGUGUAUUAAUUUGAUGUUGUCAUAUACAACUUUCUUUGCUUUUUGUCAGUAAGGAGAUCCUGACAAUGGGCAUCAUGCUUUUCUUGGUAAUUUGUUAUAAGCAAGUUAUAAUGUAUAUAGUAAGUAUUUAAUUUCUUGUGGCUUUUAUUUGGGAAAAAGCCUGGAGAUGUUCCAUUUAAUGUUUUGAAGAACAUUAAUAUUAAUUAUAUUAGAAAUAUAUUUUUAUUCAGAACAUAGAAUUGUACCUGGUGUUUAUAGGCAGCUAAAUCCUUUUUUGCAAGUUCUAAUAUUGAGAAAAGUGCUUCGCUUUAAGUUGUAAGGAUACAGACUGGAAAGUAUGUAAAUAGAUUAGUUCAUAAAAUGGUAUCAAUAAAGUUUUAAAAUGUUAUUUUAAUUAUCACUGUUUUUUAUUUAUCUCAAAUACUAAUGAUAAAUAUUUCAACAUAAUCUCAAGAGAAGCUGUGCCACAUGUUACUUUGAGUAAAUAGAAAACUAUGAAAGAAAAACUGUUGUUUCUAUUCUCAUCCCAAUAUAAAUAUAUAUAUAUUUUAGUAGGAUUAAAACUUUGUUGGCCACAUUUAGAAGAAUUUGUAGUCCUCUAUCAAUCCCAAGAACCCUUAGGAGAUGAGGUUGUGUGAGCCUGACUGUAAAACCAUCCUAUGGGAUUUUUCAUUCCAUUAAGUAGAAUAUAUCACUGGCAUCCCCAUGGAAAGUCACAGAUGUUUGCAACAGGAAUCAGAUAUGUAUGUAGAAAUACUCAGGGUAUCUCUGAGUGUGAAGAAUGAAGUUAUGAAGAAUUAGGUUUUGAAAUUCUAGGAGCAGAAGAAGGGCAUGAACUAAGGUGGUGAGAAACUUGAAAAUCAAAUGAUAUAUUACCAGGAUUAAAAUUCCAAGAGUAUUUUGCUCACUAUAGAGAAGAUACUAUGAUUGAAACAAUGAAUACAAAGAUAUGCAUAGCAGUCAGCAUGCUCCCAACAAUAUGGAAAUUCUAGGUCCAUCCAAUUUAAUUUAUUCAGUAAGUGGAUUCGAUUUUGUUAAUGAGAAAGCUCUUCAGCCCUAUAAUAGUUAACACUUCUAGCCCUACCUGGUUUUGCUCAGUGGAUAGAGCGUUGGCCUAUGGACUGAAGUGUCCCGAG
Molecule: messenger RNA, 4609 nt
Organism: Myotis myotis
Lineage: Eukaryota; Metazoa; Chordata; Mammalia; Chiroptera; Vespertilionidae
Gene: ANKRD34B
Product: ankyrin repeat domain 34B
Exons: 5
Coding region: 558-2069 (503 amino acids)
Molecular function (GO): protein binding
Source: RefSeq, a predicted model, not a curated record